AUGUCCAUGGGCGCGCUAGGAGGAACGGUUCCUGAUCUCAUGGAGGAGCCCAUUUCAGGAUCGCUAUUGCCUGUUGUUCUGGAGGAUGAUUCGAGUUGUCGGCCCAGUUUGCUCCUGGGAGCAGGUGUGCGAGUUAAGCGAUUUGCUGUGAUUGACGUCCAGAUUUACGUACUCAGCGUCUACGGUCAGCACGACAAGAUUUUUGGUGAAUCAGAGGCUGAUGAUAAUGGCAUGCCAGUCUCCCCUCCAGUAACCAGCCGCAUGUCAGCAGAUCAACUUAUGCAUCGUUUGCUAAGCUCACCUGCAGAAAAGGUACUCUGUCUAACAUUUCUGCGGUCAAUCACUGGGAAGCAGGCGUUCGACGGCCUCGUAGAGGGCUUGGUGAAAAUUGGUGGCGCGCCAAAAGAGGAGGUUGAGGAACUCAGGAACCACAUACCGCUGCAGAUCCCCAAGGCAUCUGAACUGCGUUUCGUAGUGAAGCCCCAGCUUGGCGAAGUUCGUUUCAGUUGUUCGGUGGUGCCUGAUGGAGAAAGAAGCUUUACGCUCCCUGGAGUAUGCGAAGGCAUUCACAAAGUGUAUUUUGGACCUGACAGUAUUGUUCAAGGCUUGGGGACUUCGUUGCUCCAUCAAAGGCCCAUCCAUGCAGCUCGAAAUAGGAUUGAUAGGUGCAACAGUGGACAGUCAGACUCUUUGAGUUCCACUGCCGGCAGUGUUUCACACUUGGAAUCAGAUUCGGGUGAGUCCCCAGCACGCGCGCGAAUUCAGGCUUGUCCUGAAACUGAAUGUGGCUUGGCUACUAUCAGCUCUGGCGUGGAAUUGAACUUCCUUGCGAAAGGGAAGCAAGGCACCACCAGCGCAUCCAGCGAGGCUGCUGCACACUUGAACGCUUGCAAUCCGCAUGGAGCAUACGAUUCAGCAGCUCUUGUGAAAGCGUGCUUGAAACAGACAAGCCAGAUAUUACCGGGGGAGGUGGAACCUUGGCCUGGGGCGAUGAGGAUAUCAGUGGAAGAGUCGGUUGCGCCGUGGAUUGUUUACCCCGACGUGUCUGAUUACGACGACGAGAAGCUGCGCUCGCAGAACAUCCAGGGCAUUUUCUACAAGCACCACACGUCAUCCCUCCGGGGCGCACUGGCACCCAAGUGGACCACACGCCACUACGAGCUGCAGUCAGGAGUCCUGCGCUAUCGGAGGCGUGUCGGUGGAAAGUAUCCCGGCUACGUUUCCCUGGUUGGUGCGAGGGUGGUUGCUGAGGGCCCGAAGGUAUCUCGACUUGGCGAGUGCUUCUUUUUCAAAGUCAUCGUGAACCAUACGACUGCUGUCACGCUCUCUAGCCCAGACAAGAGCCUGGCUACCGAAUGGGUCCAUGCAGUUGCGGGGGCCUGUGCCUUCUACAGGGCUCGCCGUUGCAUUGCCGCCGGCGUGCUCUUCGCACAUGGCGACAGCGGUGGCUCCAGUAAGGGGAGUGCAAGCGAAUCUCCAGGCACGUCGUUUUCUGUGGACAACAGCGCGUCCAGUGAGGGAAGCCAGCCGCAACGCCAGGUCCAAGCAGCCCAGCAAUUGCCAGUCUCGUCAGCUGCCCCACUAGAUCCAAAACACCUGGUGGUGGCCGUGUCGUUCAGUGAGGGAAGCCAGCAGCAACGUCAGGUCCAAGCGCCCCGGCAGGGUGCACUAUCGUCAUUCGGCUUUGGAGACCCAAGAAUGAUGCUGGCAGCCGUGACGCCACAGAGGGUUCUACCUUGGAGGCGCAUCGGAUUGUCAAUCCUCUCAACGCUAUUGGUUUUGUUAUUGGCGAGGCGCAGGCGUCGUGUGCAGCGCUGA
This is a messenger RNA of Prorocentrum cordatum, 1818 nucleotides long. Lineage: Eukaryota; Dinophyceae; Prorocentrales; Prorocentraceae. The record is from the annotation of a GenBank genome assembly.